Molecule: messenger RNA, 1589 nt
Organism: Prorocentrum cordatum
Lineage: Eukaryota; Dinophyceae; Prorocentrales; Prorocentraceae
Source: the annotation of a GenBank genome assembly
CAUCCUCCUCCCCACGUCCGUAGCCAUUUUGGCUCAUGCCAUCCACCAGCGGAUGACAGCCCUAUUGCUCAAGCUCGCUAGGCACCAUGUCUCGCGGUGUGAGAAGCGGGGAGGUCUCCGACGUGGAGGUGACUGCGGGAGGCGCCCCAGCCGGUGGCGCCCUUUCAUCAUCACGUGCUUCAAGGAGGUCGCGGGCUCGUGUUUCUGCUGACCGUCUCGUCCAGCGACUCUCCGGCAAGUUGGACCAGCUCGCCGCGCAGGCGCACCUGGCUGAGGAGGCGCUCGCGCUCAUCGUGGGGAACUCGGAGGUUUGGGCUCGGCUCAGGGCGGUGGUGCUUGCUGUCGUGGCCCUGGUCCGCGGCGAGGAGCCCCAGUGGCUCGACGUGCUCCGCCGCAACGUCGCGCUGCACGCCGGCGCGGAGGACAUCGAUGUGGAGCACGCUUCGGCCACCCAACUCCGUCGGGCGCAGUAUGGGCCCAGGCUGGAGGAGAGGAGGCGCUCCCCUUCCCGCCAGGCCGCCCGUGUGCGUGCCGAGGCUCCCGAGUUCGUCCCGCGCGCCCCCGCCUCCAUAGUCGGGAGCAACUGCACGCGCGGCUGUGCAUUGUAUUCUUCCUGCCGCUGGACCGAGCUCCCGACGACAUCAGCGAUUGUUUUGCAGUCUCCCACCGCCGCCUGGGGAGUAUUUUCUGGCUCAGCGGCACGGGGGGCCCCCGCUCCGCCUUCGGAGGCGCGGGAGGGGGAAGUAUUGGUGCUUGCUGUCAAGCUUCUCGCGCGCAGGGUCCACCCCCCUGCCGCGGAUGGCUCUGAGGGUGGUGGCGCCGCGUUGCCGCGCGAGUCCGAGGCCCAGCUCACCGAGCAGAUGGACGAGGUCAAGCCGAACUCGUCCGUCCUCCCUGCCAGUUCGUGCGAGGAUCAUCUCAUGCUCACCGAAUCCGAAUGGAACGCGGAGGUGGGCGGCCUGCUUUCGAAGGCUCAGACCGACGAGCCCCUGGACAAGCUGGCGCCUGCUGCUGCGCAUCGUCAUGGCCAUGUGGAUGGAAUCGCCCGGGUCUCGAGUCCUUCGCAGUAGUUUGCUCGCGAUCUCGUCGCCCGUGCUUGGCUGCGCGAAGCUCCAGUUCGUGAAGAUGUUGAUGAUGCUGCACCUUGCGUUGGUGACGGUCCUACCGCUGCUGCCACUCCUUACGUUUUCGCCCAGGGUAUUUUCCGCGAGGUUGUGGACGAUUGUGAGUACGGCUCCAGCGCGCAGAGAGUUGGUUUCAAGGGUAGUCGGCUGGACGCUCGUUCCAAACGCAACGUGAAGGCGAAGUAACAUCCUCGGCUUCUCCUGCGACGUGUUCGGGGCUCGUCGUGGUGGCCUUCAUCGUCCCCGCCCUGGAGUUCCUCCUGCCCGCGCUGCUGGAAGGGCCCAGGGAUCGUGUGAGCGCCUACGUUGCCAUGCUUUUUGGCACCGUGCGGCGCGCUCGUUUGGCCAGCCUGCAGCGUCCGCCCUGCAGGCUGCAUGCACCAGUCCUCGCUGGUGCCUGCAGCUCGCGGUCUCCGCAGCUGCAGCAGGGACUCCCAUGACUGGGGGCAGAGGGUGCAGCGGCAA